AUGAAUAGAGGGACACCAGGUGAACAGGGACACCAGGUGAACGAGGGACACCAAGUGAAUGAGGACACACCAGGUGAACGAGGGACACCAGGUGAACGGAGGGAGGGCAGAACGAGGGCAUCAGGUGAACGAGGACACCAUGAACGAGGGACACCAGGUGAACGAGGGACACCAGGUGAACAGGGACACCAGGACAUCUACAACAAAUACAACUCCUACACCAACCGCUAUAACUACCACAAUUACAACUACCACAACCUCAGCAGCCCCUACAACCUCAGCAACCACAACUACGACAACAACAACUACAACCUUGGAAUAUUAAAAGCAAGGUUCUCAGAUUCAACGCCAGAGGGAGGAACUCAG
Molecule: messenger RNA, 366 nt
Organism: Homarus americanus (American lobster)
Lineage: Eukaryota; Metazoa; Arthropoda; Malacostraca; Decapoda; Nephropidae
Product: adiponectin-like
Exons: 2
Source: RefSeq, a predicted model, not a curated record